Messenger RNA from Formica exsecta, 6830 nucleotides. It is a transcript of the gene Trpm, whose product is annotated as transient receptor potential cation channel trpm. Gene Ontology annotation, molecular function: monoatomic cation channel activity. Gene Ontology annotation, cellular component: membrane. Bases 541 to 5592 code for a protein of 1683 amino acids. Lineage: Eukaryota; Metazoa; Arthropoda; Insecta; Hymenoptera; Formicidae. The record is from RefSeq and is a predicted model, not a curated record. Gene Ontology annotation, biological process: protein tetramerization; monoatomic cation transmembrane transport. The transcript has 21 exons.
AGCCAGGUAGAUCGGUCGCCUAAUAAUCAGUGGAACGUGGAACCCUGGUUUGAUCCUGGUUUAUGUCAUCCCGCGUAUGAGAUAAUGGGUGGUACAUUUGAGCUGAAUUUAAUAUAAUAUCCAUCCCUGUGAGAAAACAAAUUCGCUAAUAUACAAAAUAUAUGGACGCGAUUACUUAACGCUGUUAUUUUCGGCUUUUAUUACAGUGAAUGUGCGUGAAGAAAUUGUUAUUUUAUCCAACUUGAGGAAUGUGGGGUUUAUUCCUUUUAAUUGGAUAGCCAAUUUUGUUGCACAUUUUUUCUAUUUAUUGUGAAGUAAACAAUUAUAGGAAGUGCAAUAGACAUGGUUUUCCAAAAUGGAUAUGACAGAAUAAGACAUAAUGUAACUAAUAUGACUGUGACACAAUCAAAAUUAUUUAAAAUAUGGUACUUUAAAACAUAAUUUACAUUACUAUUCAUGGAUUAAAGAUGAUUAUCAAAAAUAAAUCUUGUCGAAUGUGUAUCGGUUAAGUUAAUGUGAAUGUAAACUCUACUCAUCAAGAUGGCAAUUGGAAAUAUUAUCUGUGGUGCAAAUACUACACAAGUGAAAAAAAAGAAAAUUAAGACAACUGAACGCAAUUGGAUAGAGGCAACAUUUCAAAAAAGAGAAUGUUCAAAAUUUAUUCCGUGUGCGGAAGAUGAGCAUAGGUGUUGUUGUGGCAAUUCGUAUACUCAUCAUUGCGGAAUUGGGGCAGAUGUUCAAAGUUAUAAUCUUAAUACUAGCAUAGAAAAAGAUAGUGAACAAUGGUCUGUAGGAAAAAAUACUUGCGCUUUUCCCACCGAUGCGUAUGGUACUAUAGAAUUUCAGGGCGGCCCGCACCCUACAAAAGCACAAUAUGUAAGAUUGGCUUAUGAUACACGACCGGAACCAAUUGUACAGUUAUUAUGUCGAGAAUGGAAUUUAGGUUUGCCCAAAUUGUUAAUUACAGUCCAUGGUGGUCGAUCAAAUUUUGAGCUUCAAUCGAGUCUGAAAAAAGUUUUACGUAAAGGUUUAUUGAAAGCUGCUAAAACAACGGGAGCAUGGAUAUUCACGGGAGGAACAAAUACAGGUGUUACGCGACAAGUCGGCGAUGCUUUAUUGUUGGAACGUUCUCAACGACAAGGUCGAGUAGUAAGCAUAGGUAUUGCCCCUUGGGGAAUUUUGGAUAAAAGCCAUGAGUUAAUUAGUCGCGGUGGAGAAGUAUCAUACGAUUCUGUCUCCUCACCAUGGACUAAAUACACAGUACUAAAUAAUCGACAUGCUUACUUCUUAUUAGUAGACAAUGGUACUGGUGGUCAAUAUGGUGCAGAAAUUGUUCUUCGUAGAAGAUUAGAGAAAUACAUUUCAAAUUUAAAGUUGCAACCAUAUACACACAGCAGCAUACCUGUAGUUGCCUUAGUUAUCGAAGGUGGGACAAAUACAAUCCGCGCAGUUUUGGAGUACGUGACGGAUGAUCCACCUGUACCAGUAGUGAUUUGCGAUGGCUCAGGACGUGCAGCUGAUCUAAUUGCUUUUAUGCAUAAGUGGAGAGAUGGACAGACUGGUGAUGGAGAAGGACCACUGGAGGGUGUUAAGGAACAAGUUCUGGAAACCAUUAAACGCACUUUUCAAGUUUCUGCCGAACAAGCGAGCCAACUCUGUUCAGAACUCUUGCAAUGUACACGAAAGAAACAUUUGAUUACUGUAUUCAGGAUAUCGCAAGAUAGACCACAAGAACUUGAUCAAACUAUAUUGACAGCUUUGUUUAAAUCGAAACAAUUAUCACCAGCUGAGCAGCUGUCUCUUUCUUUAAUAUGGAACCGCGUAGAUAUUGCUCGAAGCGAAAUUUUUAUAUAUGGUCAAAAAUGGCCGCCUGGUGCUCUAGAACAGGCUAUGAUGCAAGCGCUUCAGCAUGACAGAAUAGACUUUGUGAAACUUCUAUUGGAAAAUGGAGUAUCCAUGCGGAAAUUUUUAUCAAUACCUCGUCUUGAGGAGCUGUAUAACACAAAGGAAGGCCCAUCAAAUACGUUAGGCUACAUUCUGCGCGAUGUACGGCCGAAUAUCCCACGAGGUUACAUGUAUACGCUACAUGACAUUGGUCUCGUGAUUAACAAACUAAUGGGUGGAGCAUAUCGCGCUCAAUAUACACGUAGAAGAUUUCGCGUUAUUUAUACGCAGGUAAUGAAGAGAUCUGGUGGUGGUUAUCAGCAAUAUAUGCACCGGAACAGUUGUGUUCCGAACAGCAAUAUACGCUAUUAUGCAAGCUCCAGUGGAAAGUCCGAUCAAAGUGUAACUGUGAAUCUGCUUACUGAAACAUCGCCAGCUAAUCGCGAUACUCCUCUCUUCCACUAUCCUUUUAACGAACUGCUUAUUUGGGCUGUAUUAACGAAGCGUCAGCAAAUGGCCUUAUUAAUGUGGCAACAUGGGGAGGAGGCGUUGGCUAAAGCGCUUGUUGCUCUGAAACUGUACAAGGCGAUGGCGCAUGAGGCAGCUGAAGAUGAUCUGGAAACUGAAGUUUAUGAUGAAUUACGUGGCUAUGGCAAAGAGUUUGAAAACAUAGCACUCGAAUUAUUGGAUUAUUGCUAUCGACAAGAUGAUGAUCAAACGCAACAACUACUAACUUCGGAACUUCAAAAUUGGUCAGGGCAGACAUGCUUGUCUCUCGCAGUUACAGCGAACCAUCGACCGUUAUUAGCGCAUCCCUGCAGCCAAAUUAUUCUAGCUGAUUUAUGGAUGGGUGGCCUUAGAACGCGUAAAAAUACUAAUUUAAAAGUGAUUAUGGGACUAUUUUGCCCUCUGUACAUAACGCGAUUGGAGUUUAAGAGCAGAGAAGAAUUGCAGCUAAUGCCCCAGACGCAAGAGGAACAUCUGAUAGCACUGGAAGAUGAGAAGGAAGACAGCGAUUCUGAACAGAGUACACCAGCAGGACCUGAUGUCGAGACACAUCUGCGCAGGAGCCUGAGCAUACGCAACAAAUCCAGCAGCCAACAAGGCGUAAAGGCUUUAAUUAGCGACGAGCACAAUACAACAAUAGUCAAGGAGACAAUUGUUCAAGAGAAUGGGAGAGUAUUAACAGAUAAUGACGAUGGAAUAUAUCGCGUUUAUAGUCUUCAAUCUGAGUAUUACGAUAAUAAAACAACCAGACCAUUAAGAUUAAGAAAGAAAUUAUACGAAUUUUAUACUGCUCCAAUUACAAAAUUUUGGGCAAAUGCUAUAGCAUAUAUUAUCUUUUUGCUUUUCUUUUCGUACUGCAUUCUGGUACAUAUGGAUGAUCAUCCAUCAUUAGCCGAAAUAUACGCGAUUGCUUACAUCUGUACGCUCGGAUGCGAAAAAGUACGCGAAAUCGUAAUUUCGGAACCUGUGAAGCUCUCGCACAAGUUUAGCGUGUGGGCGUGGAACAUGUGGAACCCAUGUGAUGCUGCUGCAAUCAUAUUUUUCCAAAUUGGACUGGCUUUACGUUUACGACAUUCAACUUUCGAUGUAGGUCGCGUCAUAUAUUGUGUUGAUUGUAUCUACUGGUAUUUACGAAUACUCAACAUCCUUGGUGUCAACAAAUAUUUUGGUCCUCUUGUGACCAUGAUGGGAAAGAUGGUUAAAAACAUGAUAUACUUCGUGGUACUUUUGCUAGUUGUAUUAAUGAGUUUUGGUGUAGCUAGACAAGCUAUAUUAAAUCCAAAUUCUGAGCCAAAAUGGCGCAUAAUACGAGACAUAUUUAUGGAGCCAUAUUUUAUGUUGUACGGAGAAGUGUAUGCCGAUAAUAUAGAUCCUGAUUGUGGAGAUGAACCGGGAAUGAUUCAGUGCCUUCCAGGUCGUUGGAUCAUGCCUGCUGCAAUGUCCGUGUAUCUUUUAGUUGCCAAUAUUUUGCUGAUAAAUCUUUUAAUUGCGGUAUUUAACAAUAUUUUUAUUGAGGUAAAUGCUAUAGCUCAUCAAGUCUGGAUGUUUCAACGGUUUACCGUCGUUAUGGAAUAUGAACAGAAGCCGGUGUUGCCGCCGCCGCUUAUAGUGGUUUGCCACAUAUAUUUACUACUGAGAUAUUUUCUAAGACACAUACAAGGUAAAAGUGGCACCGGUGAGACUUGCGACAAUGGAUUAAAAUUGUUCUUAGAGAAUGACGACAUGGAACGGUUGUAUGACUUUGAAGAGGAUUGCGUUGAAGGCUACUUCCGUGAACAGGAGCUCAAGUUACAAAUGUCUACAGAGGAACGCGUGAAAGUUACAACGGAACGAGUAGAGAAUAUGUAUCAGAAGGUUGAAGACAUCGAUAAGAAAGAAAGCACUCAGAAUGCAUCUCUUCAGGCAGUCGAGUUCCGUAUCCGCAAAUUGGAGGAAUUGAGUCAACAGACUGUGGCUCAUCUUGGAGUGAUUCAUCGUUUUAUGGCAACUUACAUGCCCAAUGAAGGAUUAUCCGGUUUAGAAACAUUAGACAGUGUUCGACAGCGUCGAGUAUCGGAACGAUCAGAGGCUUUCUCCGAAGCGGACUCUCACACGCAACUACCAACGGCCGCGCGGCGCAAAAGGCUUUUGCGAUCCUUUACCGAUGCCGCUUUCUUAAACGUCGGCCAUUUGACAGAGGACGACAAAAUAUCUGAGACUGUAACUUCUCGCGAUAAUCUAAGUAGACACGAUUCUUCUGCAAGUGUAAACGCUCAUGACGACGUCAAGACAACCAUAAGUUUGGAAACUGAAGGUAGUAAAAAUGUCCUCGAAGGCGAAGCAACCAGCAAAAAGGAAGCGCCGUACGAGAAAGGAAUAAGUCUGAAUACUAGUAGAGAAGUGAGCAGAGAAGCAAGCAAAGAAGUAAGCAGAGAAGUCAGCGUGGAAACUACUAGCAAGGAACAGAGCAAAGAAGUUAGUAGGGAGACUAGCAAGGAGGCCAGUAGCGAACAUCCGCCCUCAGAUAUUAGGCAAGAUUCCGCGGAACAUACGUACCGACAAGAUUCUACGGAGCGUAGUGCAUACAGACAGAAUAGUAAAACCCGAUCAGAACCCGACGAUAUCAUGUUGCUUCCUCCGCCCGGUAUCCAGAGAGGCGUGACUUGGGCGGAACCACGCGUGGCUGUAAUCCCGUCCUCGGUUACCUCGGCUGGUAGCGCCCAAAGAUCGAUCCUGCUGACGAUGCGCGCAGAGUACACGAGCAUAACGGACGAGCUCGAGAGCUAUUGUGGUUUAUUGAGUCCACCGCGAACGCCGCCGAUCUCGCCACCGCCAUCGCGAAUAUCGGAGAUCUCGAAUCCUGCGAUGGCCUGGCAGAUCGAGAACGAGCAUUUACGUAAUGCGGAAGAGUGCGACUACCAGCAGAUGGAAGAUCUGAUACAACGACGUUACUGCGGCAACGAUGACGACGAUGGACCAUCAUCAAACGCGCAUACGGACGAAGCCGUUGUGAGCUUCCUCGACAUGCCCAACGAGCAUCGUCAGUUGCGUCGAGCCUCUGCCAUCGAAGAGGAUUCCCGCCGGCCGCCGCCGACAAUUAGCGUAACACGCGAAAUCGAGCAAACGCUCGCGCGACCGACGAUACGUGACUCGGAAGCGACUGAUCCGAACGGCAAGAAUUUAAAUACCGUACCUGCCCCCGCCUCUGAAACUAUGUGUUAAAUAACGAAGAGAGAUAUGCGCUUUGUAUAAUUAUUUUUAUUCAAGUUCCAAAUAUUUAAUAUUUGAGACUCAAAAUAAUUGUCGCGUAUUAUCUGUUUCGUGAUCAUGUUUUUAUUAUCAGAUAUACUAUUUAUUGAUUUUUGAUAAUGUGAUUUGAUUGUUUUAUCAAUGCAACAGAUUUUGGACAAUUUUAGCAAUUAUAUAAGAAGUUAUAUAUAAUUAUAAUCUUUAAUAGUCAUUUCUCUUGUAACAUAUUAAACUACAGCCACAAGAUAUAUCUUCUGCAAGUUUUGACUUGGAACAAUUUAUCACGGGCUUAUAUGCUCAUGAUUUGCGAGAUAAUUUCGCAUAUAUGGCCUAAAUAGUAUUUUUUUAGCAAAUUAAGUAAUUAUGCAUUUUAUUGUAUAAUAAUGUGUAUUUUUAUCGAAUUUUACAUUAUGUUACUACAUUAAUGUUUUUAACAUUCUAUAACGAACGAGACGCAUGUAUAUAUGUUAUUAUCAUUGAUCUUUCAACGUAUUAUCGUAUAUAAUAGAAGUGUUAAAUAGAAGUGGAAUUUCUUUUGUAUUCUAAGAUUGUUUACUGCAUCUUAGAAAUUAUCUCUAGUGCAUCGAAUUAUAUGAAAGUCAUAUAUACGUACUGUGUUCUAGAAAAAAAGCAAUAUUGCCUCUACUUCUAUCAAUCAUUUGAUAGAUUCUGUGCAUUCAGAAUUGAUCCUUCCAUUCGAUAGAUUGUAACUUUGAUUUUAUAUACGCAUUUAUUUAGCUACAAAUAAUAUUGUAGAAUAAAAUAUUGCAACAAGGAUAAAUCCACUUGUAACGCUGACUGUGCAUAAGUACUUAGCGAAUAAAUCGCAUCUCACAAUAGUUUAUGCAUGGUUUAGAUAUAUAAUAUCGAUUGGGACUGUAUAAAAAGAAGAUAUUGUAAAGAAUUAGGAUUGUGAAAGAUAGGCUCGUUAUGUAAAAAUAAGUUGAGGCAAGUUACAGGACUGUAACUUUAUUAUCCUUACUGCCGAAUACUGUAAUCGAGAUAAUUUUUUGAGGUAUGUUUAGGGCCUUACACAACGCACUUUCUAUUGCGUUAGAUUUCAUGGACCAUUCGAAAGCAAACCAUAUCACGCAGAAGUUCUAGUGAACUAAGCCAGUCUGCGUUAGUACAAUUGCAUGUAUCUAAAAACAAAACUUUGAUAUAUAUUCCUGUAUCCUUAAAAUGCCUAAUAAUGUAUAUAUGUGUAUAUA